Messenger RNA from Xyrauchen texanus (razorback sucker), 3836 nucleotides. It is a transcript of the gene znf740a, whose product is annotated as zinc finger protein 740a. NCBI's taxonomy places the organism in Eukaryota, Metazoa, Chordata, Actinopteri, Cypriniformes, Catostomidae. The transcript has 16 exons. The coding region runs from base 195 to 1742 and encodes 515 amino acids. Gene Ontology annotation, molecular function: DNA-binding transcription factor activity, RNA polymerase II-specific; RNA polymerase II cis-regulatory region sequence-specific DNA binding. Gene Ontology annotation, biological process: regulation of transcription by RNA polymerase II. The record is from RefSeq and is a predicted model, not a curated record. Gene Ontology annotation, cellular component: nucleus.
CGUUCAUGUGCUGCUCUUCCGGUGUCGUUUCCUGUGUUUGUAAACUGAGCUGAGUUCCAAUAGAAGAGCGACAUUGUGCACUACUAAGGAAAGACAUCGGUUCCAGAUGAUAGAGGCUAAUGAGAGUUUUUGUGUGACACACUGUCUGGACUGACGUCUCAUUCGCACACUUCUCUCCCACCCUGUCCAUAGCCAUGUCACACAUACCCGGGAGCGCCGUCCGUGACCAUAUGAAAUGGGCAGGGCUUUUAGGAUGUGAAGCAGUGCUGUCCAGCAUGGCUCUGAUGCAAGCCAGCUCAAUGGCAGUUCCGAAGAAAAUGAUGUCACCGCUGGGUCCAGCGGCGGGCCACGGUUCAGCCCAGAGAGAUCCGCAGGACCGAGUGACACAAGGACACAUGGUCUUACCGACAGGCAUGACCUGCCCUCCACUGCUUCUGCGGAAGGAGGGUGAUUUUCCAGCCCCGCGACUGCUGGAAGAGAAGGAAAUGAGAACCAACGAGGACAUGCAUCUGAAGAAAAAGAACCGGAAGUCAGGAACACCUUGCAAAGUGAGAGAGCAGGACGGGCAAGCAGGGAAGGCGAUUGUGGAUGAAAAUGGAAAUUGUCCACUUUCAAAAGUACAGAAGAACUUCAUUUGUGAUCACUGUUACGGAGCCUUCAGGAGUGGGUACCACCUAAAGAGACACAUUCUCAUCCAUACUGGGGAAAAACCAUUUGCUUGUGCUGUAUGUGACAUGAGAUUUAUACAGCGUUAUCACUUGGAACGACACAGCCUCACUCACACUGGGGUGAAGCCGUAUGCUUGUUCCAUGUGUGACAUGCGGUUUUUCCAACGUUACCACUUGGAGAGGCACAGCCUCACUCACACUGGGGUCAAACCGUAUGCUUGCACCAUGUGUGAAAUGCGUUUUUUCCAAAGAUACCACCUUCAGCGACACAGCCUCAUUCAUACGGGGGUGAAGCCGUAUGCUUGCUCUAUGUGUGACAGGCGUUUUUUCCAACGUUACCACCUGCAGAGACACAGCCUCACUCAUACGGGAGUGAAGCCGUAUGCUUGUCCCUUGUGUGACAUGAGGUUUUUUCAGCGUUACCACCUGCAGAGACACAGCCUCACCCAUACGGGGGUGAAGCCAUUUGCUUGCACAAUGUGUGAUAUGAGGUUUUUCCAACGCUACCAUCUGCAGAGACACAGCAUCACCCAUACGGGAGUGAAGCCGUAUGCUUGUUCCAUGUGUGACAUGCGUUUUUUCCACCGUUACCAUCUGCAGAGACACAGCCUCACACAUACUGGAGUCAAGCCGUACGCUUGUUCGAUGUGUGACAUGCGGUUUUUUCAACGUUAUCACCUGCAGAGACACAGCCUCACUCAUACGGGAGUGAAGCCGUAUGCUUGUUCCAUGUGUGACAUGAGGUUUUUCCAACGGUACCACUUGGAAAGACACAGCCUGAUUCAUACUGGCGAGAAGCCAUUUGCAUGUGACAUGUGUGACAUGCGCUUCAUUCAGAGGUAUCAUCUGGAGCGACACAAGCGCGUUCACAGCGGAGAGAAGCCCUAUCAGUGUGAACACUGUCAACAGAACUUCUCACGGACAGACAGACUGUUGAGGCACCGGCGGUUGUGUCAGGGUCGAGGUGUGGCUAAAGUUGAAGCUCAGCCAUGCUCUUUCCCCCAGGAGCCUCCCCCAGCCCCACCUUCCACCUGGAGCCCCCUACACCCUGCCCCGGGGCGACUCGCUGUCUGACACUACCCUGCCAAGACAGGCCCAUUGUAGACAGCACAUUCAGACCUCUCUCAUCGGCACAUUGGUGCCACCUGCUGACAGAGAGACGCUCUACAGAAAAGAUGACAAACAUUCUUUCUUAUCAGUUCCUUCGUUUGAAAAAACAAGAGGUCCUCCCUUGAUUAAUGAUAGGAAUGUGAUAUGUUUUUGGAUAGAUUAUGGAAUUAGAAGGGGUUUUGUGGUACUUUUAAGAAGUGGGGAACAAAAUUCAUGCCUGAAGAUACUGUUUGAAGAAACAUGACUAACUUGGAAAUUUCAUGCUACCAACCAUCUAAACAAAAGUGAUUUUUGUGUGAGGGAACAGCCCAUCAUUUAUUGAUAUGGUUUGGCGAUUAUUAACAGACAACUAUUGAUACACAUUCUGUUUUAGCUAAACACCAUUAUGUUGUUAAAUCUGCAUAAUAUGUGAUGUAUAGGCCUGCUGUUAAGUGCUACGGUUUAGUAUCCUACUGUGCUGAGGACUCAGGUAACAUCCUACUACCAUUAUGAAAUCUGUUUGUAAAACUCUACUUGUCCUUGUGGAAUUCAUACAUUAAACAUUCACAGGUGUUUUUAAUGAUAAAUAUUUGCUCUGGUAUUGUAACUCUGUAUGAAUUUGACAAAUGUGUAUAUAACAACCCCUUCUCCUCUAUUGCUAAUUGUCAUGAGCUGGUGGAAAUUAUAUUAUCAGUUGAGUUCAGUUUACAGGAAGUGCACCUGUCUCUGGCAUCACUCUUAUCUCAAGAAACGUUCAAAAAAUAUGUCUCAUCAAAUCGAAAAAAUCUUAAUGGUUUAAAAAUAGGCUACUUUGUUUAACAAAAAUAUUUGUCCAUUUAUUUUGUUUUAUUUUUAUUUUGUGGUGAAAUAUGUGGAUUCACUGAACUGUUGGUUAUGCAUUCUUUUUAUACAUAUUCAUGGUAAAUGGCAUGAUGAAACAUCCAGAAGACCCACAAUAUAAUGUACAGAUUUAUAUGUGCAACAUACGGUGUACUGUAUGUGGCCUUAGAAUGUGUUUUUGUGGGGUUUUUUUUUUUUUACUUUAUUUUUACGUUAGUUAUGAAAUAUACCAUUAUAAUGUUAGCAAAAUAUUGACAAACAGACUUCCUUUUUGCUUAUUGUAAAGGUUAUUGUAACUUUAUAUGGCCUUGUGUACAAGCACAGCUGUGUAAAAUAUCUCUACGAUAUAGAUGGGGUUUUGUUGAUAACCAUAAUUACCAGUAGCAUGAGAUGACAGAAUUUGUACCAGGAUCAAGUUGUGGUUUUGAGUGCAUUACAGCAGGAUUUCUAAUGGGUUCUUUUUAGUAAUUAUUACUGUGGUGCCCUCCUAGAUCAGUGGUUUUUCAGAAACUUCUUGUCCUAUGCAGAGGUUUACUCUAAUGCAUGUCUGCAUUCUCAAUGCCUUCAGAAUACACGGGCCACUGAUGUUAUUUGUUGCUCCAAAUAAUUUUAUUAGAUCUGUCAAUUAUUAACAUCUCAUCCUAUUGUUGACAGUUUGACAAGUCUCUUGUGUACUUUUUGGUACCGAUGGACAUACUUGUGUCUAAAUUGCUGAUUAUCAUUUGUAGGAAAGUCCACUGUUUAGUGACACGAGAUUGCUGCAUUUCUAUGUAAUUUGUUUUUUUUUUUCUUAAUGUUAUAUGUAUGAUUAUAUAACUCAAUUUAUUACAACUUUUUAGUUCCAUAGCAACAUGCUUGUGUAUUUUAAUGAUCUUUUUUUAUUCUAAUGAAUAUAAUUAAUAAUAAUUUUAAAACACUGGAGAUAAGUGUGGAAAAUUAUAUUCUAUAGACACAUUAGGAUCUUAUCAGUUUGUAUUUAACAUAACGUAGUACUCUGUCAUGCAUGAAUUUUUCAGAUAUAUAAAACUUUUAUUUGCUUUUUCUUCAGCCAGAAACUUGUAUGCAAAAGAACAAGUUUUGUUAAAUGUAAAAAUAGGCUUAAAUUGUUUCUUUAAAAAUGCACCAAAAAAAAAAAAAAAACAUUAGCUGUGAUACAAUUCAUUUCCAUUGUGUGGAGAUAAGAGAGGGUCUUCCUUUAUGCAUUAAUUACUAAAUAAAGUGCAUUUUCAUGUUUUGCUU